This is a messenger RNA of Saxophila tyrrhenica, 2037 nucleotides long. RefSeq lists its product as uncharacterized. Lineage: Eukaryota; Fungi; Ascomycota; Dothideomycetes; Mycosphaerellales; Extremaceae. Gene Ontology annotation, biological process: negative regulation of transcription by RNA polymerase II; negative regulation of phosphatase activity. Gene Ontology annotation, molecular function: transcription corepressor activity; chromatin binding; phosphatase inhibitor activity. The coding region runs from base 1 to 2037 and encodes 678 amino acids. The transcript has a single exon. The record is from RefSeq and is a predicted model, not a curated record.
AUGGAUGUCCUCAAGCUUGAACAAACCCGCCAGGCUCUGGAGGCUAGCCUGCAGAAGCUGCGACAAACACUCAAACACUGGCAGUUGUGGGAGGCGGAGUACGAGGGUCUGAAGGAGGAAAUCUUGCUGCCCGGACACGACCUUGAUGCGGCUGAGCUCACAACCAUCUCACAAACCUACGGUGGCGACCUGGUGAACGAAAAGGAGAUCCGCGAACUGGCCGCUCUGGACAGUGAUUCGCCACGCUCCGCCAAGCAGAUCAUCGGACUCAUCGAACGGCGACAGGAGUACGUGCAGAAGAACAUCGAGACCGUGCAGCGCCAGUUCUUCGAUGCCGAAGCGAAGCAGGAGGAGCUCGCGUUUGCAGCGGCGACGCAAAGUGGAGGUGCGGAGGUUGGGUUGCCGCUUACCGAGAUUCACGAGGAGCUUGACGAGGAUGGAAAUGUGGUUGCAAGUCGACUUAGCCAGCCGGAGCAAGCUACUGCCAAAGCGAUCGAAGAUCUGAAGAAGGCUGGUCUCACGGAGAAGGAUCUGGAAGGGGCGCCAAAGCCGAUAUCGAGACCAAGCUCAGAGGACCUGAAACCCGCCAUCACCAAUGCGAGCCCAACUGCAGCCUCUUCGAUCACCGUCGACAAGCGGCCACAAUCACAGCCUGUACCCGUGAGUCCUAUAGGAGAUGGCUCUCGCGAAGAGGCAGAAAGGCCUUCAAUCCGCAAGAAGUCUGUCUCAUUCACCGCAGACACGAAAGUGGCAGAAGAGCGACCACGAUCACAGUCACGUGAGGACGGCAAAAAGAGUGUCUCAUUCAACGACAAGAUUGCUGUCAUGCCUGCUGCACCGCCCGCAGACACCAGAUCCGUGUCGUUCUCACCGCAGGUAGAAGAGAUCCCGGCAUUUCCAGAAGGUCCCCUUUCGCCGAACGUGCCUCCAAUGACUGCUGACGAUGUCGAAAAAGCUAAGUCUCUGAUGGCUGCGGGGGAUGAGGCGACCGAUGCCACUGAGAGCGAUGCAUCCAUUGCUCAGGGUGUUGUCAUACCACAGGACGAAUCACCAGAAGACGCACGUCUAAGGCGCGAAAUGCUGGACUAUCAUCUCAACGAAGUCGGUAAUGUAGUCGCGCAGAUGGAACUUGAUGAAAACUUCAUGGACUACGAUGACGACGACGAUGAUGCCGGCUCGUUCCACACGACUUCCGAGUACCCAGAGGACGAUGACACACCCUACACUACCGGCAUGUCGGAGUCGGAGGACUCAGAAGAUGACACUGGCAGGUCAAAGCGUGCUCAGAUCACGCCAGAGUACCGCAAGCAGAUGGAGGAGCUACAGGAUCGCCUCAUCGGCAAUCUUGGGCCAGCGCCAAAGGACGAGGAGGUCGCGGACGCAGAUCCGGAUCUAGACCCGCAAGACGUUCGGAGGCUGGUGAUCCGGGACAAGCGCCUCUCUACUUCCAGUGUGAGCUCUGAGAGCAGCGAGAAGAAGGCAGGUGUCAAGAAGCGGGUUAGCUUUGCAGAGGAGCUGGAUGUUGCUGAGCCUGGGUCUCCACCACUCAAGGCCCAGAAGCAUCACGAUGGCGAGAACGUCACGCCGGUGGCCGAAACCAUCUCGGAGCGACCUACCACGACCACACCUUCCACAGCGCCAACUCAACCUGCGAGCAAGCCGUCACGCUUCAAGAAGUCUCGUGCAACUCCUGCCACCACGUCCGAAGAUGAUGGUACCGCCUCACCGCCAGCCACGGCCGGGAGCGUAAACGACUCUGAGGACGCUCGCCCGCUCCGCACCACCCUGCUCGAACGACCCAUCCAUAAAGGCUCCGCCGCGGCCCCGCCGUCACUCGACAAUCCAGACGCAAUCACCCAGCGCCGCGAGCUGGCAGAAGCCUACUACUCCCGCCGCAACGACUUCAUCCGGCAACAAGGCGGCUUCAAGGCGAACGCGGACGACGAUGAGGAAAUGGGAGAGCUGAUGGAGGAGACAGAGGACGGGAAGCUGAAGAAGGUCAGUCGGUUCAAGGCUGCGAUGAUCAAAGGGCAGUAA